This is a messenger RNA of Pristis pectinata (smalltooth sawfish), 4344 nucleotides long. RefSeq names its product C1q and TNF related 12 (gene c1qtnf12). The coding region runs from base 437 to 1492 and encodes 351 amino acids. Gene Ontology annotation, molecular function: hormone activity. The record is from RefSeq and is a predicted model, not a curated record. The transcript is spliced from 9 exons. Lineage: Eukaryota; Metazoa; Chordata; Chondrichthyes; Rhinopristiformes; Pristidae.
UUCAGCUGCGGGGGGAAUGUUCCCCGAGGGGUGUCUUCAGUCCGCAAGAGCGGGGACAUCCGCACUCUGCUGGCGACACUAACUGGCGGGAGAGCGGGCAGCCACUCAGCAAUGCUGCAGCUGUAGCCUCUGGAGACUCUACAACUGACCCGGGUUUUGCGACCCGGGAUUAAUCCAGCACCUUUUACUUUUCCCCCCAUCCACAAUAUUUUUUAAAAACUCCAACAUUUCCCUUAAAAACAGCGUUUAUUUUUUUUUGGCGUUGGUUUCCUAAGGUCGACUCGCCGUGAGCUGGUGUUUUCCUGGCGGACCCAUCCGAUGCCUCCGAUUCACCCACGUGUGAGCGCGGCACAUCUCUGAGCAGUUCUGGCAUUCAGUGCACUGCACCCUCCUCACCACCUUCUUGGCGUUCGUUUUCCAAGGCGCUGCGCUGACGAUGAGAGGCUGGAGAGUGGCGAUCGUGACCACCAUCCUGUGGCAUCAGCUCGCCGUGUACAGGCAAGCGACUGCCAAGAGAUCGCCGAGGAUAAACCAGCACACCGAGCCCUACAACACCACACUCAGCAACAGCGAGGAGGGUUUUUCCCUCCAGACCCCCUCUCCCAGGCCGGAGGGUGGAAGAACAGGGCGUGGACAGCUUCAUGACUUCCGACGCCAGUGCCAGUCCUUGGUCAGCCAACAGGUGGCACCCUCGUUGCAGGGUGAGACGACCGAUCUCCCGGAAAAUCGAGAGCAUCGUCCAGUGGAUCCGCAUUCCUUCCUGAUGAAAUUUGUACAACGAGAUGGAGCCAAGAAAAACAAGAAGUGCAGGUCCAACCGGAAGAAAGUAUUGCCGAGCCUUUCCGGCCCCCCUGGACCUCCAGGACCACCCGGACCCCCCGGGCCCGCGGGAGCCGCGGUCACUCAGGAGAUACUGAUGCGUGAAUUUAAAGCAAUGGUACGAGAAGAAACAGAGAGACGGGCAGCUGUUCUGACCGAAGUGCAAGCACCAACUUCUCUGUUGUUUGGUGACAUCCAUCCAUACAAAAGAGUAGAGGAAGCAUUUCACUGCAAACUGAAAGGGACAGUUACUGUGGACAAAAGGACUCUCCUGGAGCUUCAGAACUUCCAAGCGCCACUUGCAAAAGGAGCAUUCCUGAGAGGAUCUGGGAUGAAUCUGUCAACUGGACGGUUUACAGCACCAAUAACUGGCAUCUACCAAUUUUCUGCCAAUGUACACAUUGAUCACAGUGAAAUGAAGAGCAAAGGACCUCUCCGGCCACGAGAUAACGUGCGGGUUCUCAUUUGUAUCGAGUCACUCUGCCAACGGAAUACCUCCCUUGAAGUUAUAGCUGGUCUGGAGAGCAACAGCAAAAUAUUCACAGUCUAUGUGCACGGGUUGCUUCAGUUACAGGCUGAUCAAUAUACCUCCAUAUUUGUGGACAACAGUGCGGGGGCAUCAAUAUCCAUCCAGAGUGGAUCUGAUUUUAUGGGCAUACUUGUUGGUGUAUAGCAAGACGUAUCCUGCUACGAAACAAACUUUAUUGCCAACUUUAUGGCAACCAUAAUACAAAGAAAAAAAAUCAGAAAUAGAAUUACAUAACUGUUGAGAUGAAAUAAAACUGGUAGGAUCUUACCAUCAAGAGUUCUCCCUUUGUACCUUGCCAUCUAAUCUUCAUCAGUUUUAAGUGAUCUGUAUUUCAAUAGAAGUGUUUUACUUCAAAAAUGCACACAAUGCCAAGCUUGAAGAGAAGUCUUCAUCUGCAACAUUGAACUGCAACAUAUAAAAGUGAUUGUAUCUAACUUCCAUUGGGACAAUACAGCAGAAAGGCUGGUAUUAAGCAUGUUGCUCAGAACAACAAAGAACUCAUUUUUUGAUGAAAUAUUGGCACAUUGAUUCCAAGUUAUGUGCUCAGUGGUAUGGUAUUUCUCAGCUUCAACAGAGAGCUUUCCAGCAAAUUUGAGAUGCUUCAGUGGACACUAGAUUCUGAAACAGUAUCAGUAUGACCUUUGAACUGACUGAUGUGCCCAGGAGUUGUAGAGGAACUCUAAACAGAAGAAAAUUUCCUCCAGGGAGUCUGAGAAAGAAACUGUACCCUGCCCACCAGAGCUUGAUGAGGUACAAUAAUUAUUGGAGAAAAAUUGCAUUUUGCAAAGGAAGUAUCUAGGUUAACUACAAAUUCUGAUAUAUAGAAAUAGUUAUGAGGGGCGCAAUCUUAUAUAAAGAUAACACCUGGAUUUGGAAGUGGUGUUGCAAGCAAGUUCUUUUCUCAAAAGAGAAAUAGAACACGUUUUCCCAUCAUUUAAAUGUGUGACAUUUUGACGUAAUUUCAAACAGUUUUAAACCAACCCUUUGAUAUAUAACAUCUGCCUAUUCUUGUAUAUCUCAUUCUUAGUCUUAUGUGUUAUGUAUAACCCAUUGAAUCCUUGCUUGUAAACAACUGUGAUGGGAAUGCCAAUAUUACAUAUGCCCAUCAUGCCACAAGCUGACACUCAGAUCGGUAACUCACUGGUACCUGUCAUACUAUAAGGUGACACUGUAUUAUCUCUUCCCAGCAAAAUACUCAAAAUGCUCUCCAAGGAAACACCAUCUAUUAUUUUUGCUUAACUGUUAAGUAUCCACAAAAAAAGUUGCACACCAAAUUAUUACAAAUUGGUAAAAACAAACCUGGCAAUAUCUGGCCCAUUAGUUGUGUUUUUGAUGGCUUCAUUAAAGUAUUAUUACCUCUAGAUCUCGGCCACGGGAUAAUUUUGCCUCAGAACAAUUAGAGCUUUGAAUCAUAACCACUGACACAGAGCAGCUGGCUCAUCAAACUGUUUCUGUGCUGCGGUUUCUGUGUAACUCUCAGUUCAUGCAGCUCACAACUUCUCUGAGUGCAAUUUGUCUCUCAGAAGGAGUUGGCAGAAGUCUGGUUUACCAUAGAACCAUACAGCAUAAAGCAGGCCCUUCGGCCCACCAUGUUGUGCCGUCCAUCAAACCACCCUCACACUAUCUAACCCUUUCCUCCCGCAUAUCCCUCUAUCUCACAUUCCUCCAUAUGCCUAUCCAACAAACUCUUGAACCUGUCCAAUGUAUCUGCCUCCACCACCGCCCCAGGCAGUGCAUUCCAUGCACCAGCCACUCUCUGGGUGAAAAACCUUCCCCUGACAUCUCCUCUGAACCUCCCACCCAUAACCUUAAAGCCAUGCCCUCUUGUCUUGAGCAUUGGUGCCCUGGGAAGGAGGCACUGACUGUCUACUCUAUCUAUUCCUCUCAAUAUUUUAUAUACCUCACCAUUUCCUCACCAUUGGAAGAGUGUCUCCACUCUUUGCAAACAAAGAUCUUUGAAACCAACAAUUAAAUUCUCAAAGCUUUUAUUGCAGGCAAAUGGUAAAUUUUACACCAUUGCAUUAAUAGCUUAUAUAAAUAAUAUGCUCCUGGUUGGCUACUUCAAAAAAGAUGUUACUGCUUCUGCUCCCCUGAUAUAUUUAAUUCACUGCUUUCUGCUGUACAGUUUUAACCUGCUGCUCAGAAGAACUGCCAGCUACCACGUCACACAGUUGUAAAGUAACCUGUCCUCAGGCUCACUGAGAAGUAACCCAGGAUCUUUACUGGUGAUGUGUUAAAUAUGCAUUGAAAGCACAGCUUCCUUUGUCAUGCUCACUGACAUGGAAGAAAGGUGCUCAGCCUGAAAAAUUAACUGUUCCUCUUUCCACAGAUGCUGCCUGACCUGCUGAAUACUUUGAGCAUUUUCUGAUUUUAUUUUAGAAUUCUAACAUCUGCAGUUUUUUGCUUUUCAAUCACUGAGUUAUAAGCUUUGACUUUAUCACAGUUGAGCCUUGUUGGGUUAGAAUCAGGACAUUAUUUUCAAGCCUGGUAAUACUGACUGUGUAGUUCUUCUCAUGAGAUUUCUCAGUUCUGUUCUUGCUUCCAUCUCCAGCAUGCUAUUUACACAUAGCAUUCAAUGUUUUGACUCUUCAUCCUUUUGACGCCUGGCUGCAUUCCUUUCAUUAGCUGAGUUGUCCCACUGACUCAAGAAGAAAAAGAUUCACAUUUCCUUUGGCUAUAUUGCCACAAGCGGAGUUCGUGGCCUUUCUUCUAAGACGGUGUUGCCCUCAGGAUUCCGGUUGUUACCACAGUGCGUUUAACUUCAGCACUGUGAGGGGUAAAUCGAUGUUAUGUGAACCUGGAGACAAGCAUCCUAAGGCUCGUUCCUCCACCAAAUCUUGCUCUGCUUUGUUACUGUAUCAGGUUAGACCAUGACCAGGGUUUGGGCUGCAUUUGUCCAAAUUUGUCAAUUUGCAUUUGUCACAUACCUUCAGUGUCAGAAUACUGCCUGGCCCAAAUGCUGCAGCUACGUUAUAAAUAAAAUGACUUUGUGUUGA